Neocloeon triangulifer is the source of this 3677-nucleotide messenger RNA. RefSeq names its product WD repeat-containing and planar cell polarity effector protein fritz homolog (gene frtz). Lineage: Eukaryota; Metazoa; Arthropoda; Insecta; Ephemeroptera; Baetidae. The coding region runs from base 312 to 3080 and encodes 922 amino acids. The record is from RefSeq and is a predicted model, not a curated record. Gene Ontology annotation, molecular function: protein binding. Gene Ontology annotation, cellular component: axonemal basal plate. Gene Ontology annotation, biological process: nervous system development; cilium organization; establishment of protein localization. The transcript has 14 exons.
AGCUGCAAAAAUAACUGGAUUCUCGAUCGGUGUGCGUGGAUUUGUUGAUUGAUCACCAAGAAGUGACGCAAGGCAAGAGGUCGGACACCUGUAGCGGCGGUGCUCAGAAGAAAUGCAAAUUUCCAUUACCAUGUGCCGCACGUCGUGAACUCUUGUUUGUUUUGCAUGUUUGUGUUGCAUUUGGAAAAAAGAUGCUGUUUGGCUAUCGUUAUUAUGUAGCCGACUGCGUUGAAAUUGGCUGAUUGCAUGACCCUGACGGCGUAGCCUUUUGGUUGGACGCAUUCCAAGAAUUUUAAUCUCAGAAGAUUAUAAUGCUUCUGGGCGAGGCGCACUUUUGGACAACGAGGGAUGACUCUGUUGUCAUUCCAGACACUGAUUAUGGGGCUUUCAGGUGUCAUGACAAAAAAGGCUCCCUUCGGUAUGAAGCCAAAAAGUCCUACACCGCAUCAAGAGUCUUUUUGCGGGACAACUCGGGCCAGAAAAGUACCAGCCCUGUAAAGAGGGACAGCUUGAAGGAACUAGAGGAAUUGAUUGCCCAGCAAAGAGUUGUGAAAAGCUGGUGGCAGAGCCACUCGGUUUUACAAAUUUUGUUUUCGUCAGGCAUAUUUGCCUACAUCAGGGUGCAUCCUCUGAAAGGAGAAAUCGAAAAAAUUACGUUUGAUAGAUAUCUUUUGGGUAAACUGGCUGCAGAAUGCAUUACUGAUGUGGCCAGCUCGAAAGAUAAUUUAACAGUCACAUACAGCAGCAACGUUAUCUCAUUGAUAAGUUUACACAAACCUUCAAAGCAUUUAGAAAAACUGAGUCGACAGGAUCCUCACUACAGUACAUUUGAACUUGGUGGUCCCAGUGGCAGACGGCUGGAAAGGAAACUAUCCCUCAACCCUGAGCACAAUUUGGUCUUGGUCUGGUGGCGUUACUCACAAAAUGAACUCUACCCGUGGAGCCCAAUGACCAAGGACUGCGACCGUGCAAAUUUGCUUAUCUACAAAAUAUCAGAGUCAAGACUGGAACUGCAAUGCUUUUACAAAACGGAAGCAGACCCUUUGCUCAUUAAUUUCAGCAAAUUGCACCCAAAUCGAAUUUUCGUCGUGGAACAAAAAGUUGCUUUAAAUGGAGAUGUGAAUGUGGAGAGUAGCUAUUUUGAAACAGGGAAGUCCAGCAUAUCAAGAGCAAGUCCUGUGGAUGUCAUUCAGCUCAAAACAGAAGUUUGUAGUGUGGCUCAAAGCCCAUCAGAAAAUGUUUUAGCCCUAGGAUGUAUCGACGGCUCCGUGCUUCUCCAUUCUAGUAGUGCAUCUAUUCUUGUCAAGUCACUAUUUAUUCCAUAUCACCUUUCUUGGCAUCCUGACGGAACUCUUUUACUUGCUGCCAACGAAAAAGGGCAGACACGGUGCUAUGAUCUCGCACUCACUCCUGUAAAUUUUCAAAUCACAAGCGAAACCCCUCAAAGCUGCAAUUUCUUGGACCUUUCUCCCUACUUUAAAGGGCAACCUCAUUUGUCUAGUAUGUGUUGGAAUAAAAAAUGGGAUGUAGAUCACCAGUAUGCAUCAACAUCUGAUGGUUUAGUGUUUAUGAUGUUUUCACGGGGCCCAUGCGUUGCUCUCAGAGUUAUCAUCGGCUGUGGGCUUGGUACUGGCGAUUCCAGCUUAACGCCAGAGAGACUAGUUUGCAUGUAUUUGAAGUCAAACUUGGUUGAAUGUGCCAUCAACUUGCUUCGCUGUCUCAGUUGGGACAACCAGGGCACGUCAUGCAUCUCUUCGUUGCACCAAAUCAUCAAUUACUUGCUUUCUAAAAGACUGACACCUCGCAUAGAAGUACAAUUGGAGGCAGCCCUAGGAGUUUUUAUGUCUCCUACUGUUCCUCUCAACAAAUCAUCGGAAAAGAAAUAUGGCCAUGUAAUUCACAGUUUAGCUAGACGGUUCUUCUUUCAUAUAUUAAGAUUUGAGCGUUUUGAUCUUGCAUUUCGUUUGGCGAUAGACAUCGGAGACAGAGAUUUGUUCUUGGCAAUUGAGAAUCGAGCUAAUGCAUCCAAUAAUCUUGAUUUAGUUAGAGCUGCUGUUGAUUAUGCUGACCAGCUUAAGGCAGAGAGCAAUGACGAUUCUUCUUCGACAUCGUCACAUUGUUCAAGAUCAUCUUGCUCACAAUGCGACAGUGAAGAGCACACUGAAACAGAAGUCAAGCACUUAGAGUUGACAGUUGCAAAAAACCCAAAAGUAACCUUUGCAGAAACAGUCACUCAUAUUGUGCCUUUCAACGGUAAUGUACAAGAGGACGACGAUAGUAGUGAAGAGGGUGCUGCUGCAAGACCUUUGAUAAAUCCCUCUCUAAAGGUUGGCCCACCUCCAAGCUUUGGCAUGCAAUACCCCAGUUCGUCUAAAAUGAUGCACAUCCCGCCUAGUCCGAAUGUUUCUGGACUGCCUGUUAUUGACCCUGCAGCUUUAAGAGCAGUACCAGGAAAGCACCCUGUUUACCUGAGGGGUGAGAGGUCCCAAACUUUUCAGGGCGCCUCUUACAGGCCCCCUCUGUGGAUGAGCCACUCAAGUCAUUCACUUAGAGAUGCAACAUCAUACAAUCCAGAGACUGACGAUUCCGCGCUAAACGUCCACAUUGCGUGGAAAAGUGUGACUACCCUAACUGAUCCAAGAACAAGAACCUCAAUCACUCAGGUGAGUGAAGCAUUUGAGACACUCUUGAUGCCUCAGGCAAGCAUAGAUAUGAGCAAAGUACGACCAGAAGACUUUGCCGUAGCUGCACGCCAGCAGCCUGCGAAGGGACCUGCCUUAUCCCAAAUCAAAAGUUUAGGCAUGCUCACAAAGCCCUCUGUCAAGGCAGUUUCUCAUGCGGUCCCAUCUGAGUCUGAGGAUCGAACUGCACCAGCAUCUCUUGCAAAUGGUCAUGUUGUCAGUCCUUUGGUCUCCGACGCAACAGCAAGAAGUGGCAUCAGUCAAAGUGUUGAUGAAAAGCAAAGACAAAAUGGACGAAAAGUGAAUAGCAGGCCGACAUUCACAAGCCAAAGUAAAAAUGAAAUUGGUCUACCCUUAAGAAACUUUAAAGCGGUCUUCAGUGAACCUGUGGAUGUUUAACAUAACAAGUGAAUAUGUAAACAAUAUUAGUUAUUUAAUUUCUGACAUUUACUCCAAGCCCAAAUUUCUACCUCUGACAUUGAUAUAUUUUAUAUCAAAUAAUUUUCUAAUGUUUACAUCAUUGUUUUAAGACGAUUUUUAGAUAAAAUUUUUAUUUUGUUUGAAACACUGGUGAGGUUAAUUAUUCUUGGAAGAAAUAGUCCCAACUAAUUUUCAAAAUCUAGUGGAGCUAACUCAAAUUUGAAGUAUUAUGUUAAUGUAAAUAUUGGGAGUGCCUUGGGAAGUCACUUGUAAAAUGUUAAAAAUGAACCUUGAAUUCUUAAUAAAAAUAUGUGAUAUUUAAAAUGGAAGCAUGGCAUUGUGCAGGAAUAAUUUUGACAUUAUGUUAUAAAUCUUAUAAAUAAUGAAACAAGCUUGUUCAGCCAAUUGUUAUAUAGGAACUAAAAUUUAGAAAUGUUAUUCUGAAGUAUUAGUAUUUAUGCAUUCGUUUAUAUAUCUAUUUUUUACGAAUACAGUGAGAAUCUGAUAUUUAUGUUUUUAUACAUUUUUAAGUAUUAAAAAAUUCAAAACGGUAUACGUCACAAUAAAUACUUUCAU